GUUGGAGAGCCGAACAAUCCUCAAUAUGACCUCAUUUACAGUGCAAUUUCUAUCACCCAUCGUAAAAAAACAUAUUGCUUUUGUGAAACUUGUUGAAAGAAGGAUAACGAGGUUAAAACUCCUGGUUUUAGAAAAAAAAUGUCUGACACAAGCAGAUUAAAGAGACUUAAUCUCUUUAGUUUUGAUCAGAAGGGAUUAGGAGGGAACCAGGAAAAUACCUGCUCGUAGAAAUUUUAAAACUAUAGGUUGUAUGGGUCUGUUGACUGCUUGUUGAAGGGAUUGUAACGAUUGUAGGACUUUGCGAUGUUUGCGGGUUGUUCUUGUGUUUGAAGAGUGAAGGUGGGCAUAUCUCGGAAAUAAUGGAUUGGCUCUCGGGCGAGUGACAGUUUGGCAGUAGAAGAGAUUGGGAUGAAAUCUAAUUUAUUAAUCAGCACCAACAUUUUAUGAAAUUUCUUGCAUGAAAUUUCUCAUCCUCCAACCAAAUCAAAAACUACCCUUAAACGCUCAUGUUAGGUUUAUGUUGAUAUAAGUGCAUCAGUUCUCAGAUUUCCACGUGGUAUGAAAUCUAUUUUUUUAUAUCAAAUCGUUUUUGCUUUAUCGACAGAUAAUCCUGGGAUCUGUUAAGCGUCUAAUUAGCUCACAACAACUUAAUUCCACAUACCAUUCACCUUCAACAUUAAAUAAAAGUCCCGCAGUAUGAAAUUUCGCAAGCUAGACAUCAGAUCAUCUCAGAAAACUGGCAUUUCAUAUUGCUGAAUGGUGAUGCACAAAUCUUCAGAUUUGAUGGAUGACCUUAAAUCGUGAAUUAGAUUAAUUUCCUUUUACCAUUAAAAUGUGUGACACAAAUAUAAAUGUAAUAGUUUUAAUUAAAUCUAACAAUGCAUAUACACAUAAAAAAGUCAUUAAAUGAAUCACGCAACCACUUGUACACGAUGGGACGAGGAAUAAUUUAUUUGAUUUUGCGUUCCACACUCGGACGGAUUCUACUGUUACACAAAGAUGGCAGCCUCCUGGGGCUUGUGAGAAAGCGUUUACUGUAAUGAGUUUAUUAAUAAAUCACCGCACGGAGCUUUGCAGUUCAUUGCUAACAGCCGUGAAUUUACUUUGAUCUUGCGUUUGCUGCUCCUCGUAAUAAGCCAGGAUACGGCUAUAUAUUCGAGUGCUUUUAUUUAUUUUUAUCGUCAAUUUAAAACAUGUUUGCUAAGGCUUUCCGAGUAAAAUCCAACACUGUAAUCAAGGGAUCUGACAGGAGAAAAUUAAAGGCAGACCUGUCCAGCGCCUUCCCAGCUCUGUCUGCUGUGCAGCUGUCUGAACUGGUCCCCAGCAAAGAGGAGCUCAACAUGGUGAAGAUCUAUGCACAUCGAGGGGAUGCCAUGACUCUGUAUGUCUUGCACAAAAACCCCAUAUUCUUUGAGCUGGAGAAACAGCUUUACCCUACAGUGUACACCCUGUGGCACUACCCCGAUCUCCUGCCUGCUUUCACUACAUGGCCAGCGGUGCUCCAGAAACUGGCAGGUGGAGCAGAUCUGAUGCUGCCGGGGGUUGUGGUGCCCCCUUGUGGUCUCCCGGAGGUGCAGCAGGGGGAGCGAUGCGCUAUCAACCUGGUGAGGAACAGAGCGCCAGUAGCCGUGGGCACGGCCACCAUGCCCAGUGCGGAGAUGCAGCGCGCAGGGAUGAAGGGGAAGGGGGUGGCGGUCCUGCACGCCUACAUGGACCAGCUGUGGGGUUUUGGCGACAGGUCCGGCCCGCCAUCCAUCCCCCCACUGGUCCCAGAGCCCCCCGGGAGUGAGGAGGAGGAGGCAGGAAGCCAGGGGGAGGAGGAGGAGGAAGAGGGGGUGCCUUGUGCCAGCAGGGACGAGGACCCGGGUGCGGACACGCCGUGCCAGGCUCUGCGAGACCUGCAGCUCUCCGGGGGCCAGGAUGGGGAGGCAGAGGGCGACACAAGCGAGUGCCCAGAAGACGGGCAGGAGGAGGCGGACAGCAGGUCUCCCCAAGAGCAAAUGGACGCCUUGCUGCUGCAGUGUUUCCUUCACGCUCUGAAAAGCAAAGUGAAGAAGUCUGAGCUCCCCCUGCUGGCCAGCUCCUUCCUUCGCAAUCACAUGUUCUCCUGCUGCCCAGGUGGGAAGCAGCUAGACCUGAAGAAGUCCAGCUACAAAAAGCUGUCCAGGUUUCUGCAGUGCAUGCAGCAGGAGCACGGGCUGAUCCAGGUGAAAGAGCUCAGUAAAGGUGUUGACAGCAUUGUGGAUGUGGACUGGUCGCACUCAGAGCUGCGCUCUUUCGCUGUGCCCACAGACCGUGAAGCAGAGGACUGUCCCCAGGAGAGCUGUGGGGACGCCAGCCCAGCCAGGUCAUACCGACCCCCAGAGAUCAGCACUCUGUACGGCGUCUCUGCCAGGAUGGAGCCUCUCUUCAAAGACACCCAACACAGAAAGGGGGCAGCGCUGUCCGCGGGGGACGUAAGAGCAAUCAUCACGGACUACGUGAAGAGAAAUGAGCUGGUGGACGAGAACAACAAGAACUACGUCACAGUAAAUCCUACCCUCUGCGACUGCCUGCUGGACAAAUCGGAGUACCAGUUGGUUGACAAACUAAAAUGGGAUAGCCUUUUUGCCAGGUGCCUGGAGAGGAUGCAGCCGUGCCACCAGCUGCUGUUCCCAGGACAGCAGCCCAUUGUGAAGAAGGGCCACAUGGAGCCCAUUGACAUCACAGUGGCCUCCAGGGGCUCCAAUAAGAAGGUGACCCUGAUCAAGAACCUGGAGGCGUACGGCCUGGACCCCCACGACGUGGCCACCCAGCUGCAGCACUGGGUCCAGGCCAGCUCCGGCAUCAAUCCGCUUCCGGGCUCAAAGGACAAAGUGCAGGUCCAGAUCCAGGGGAACCAGAUCGCUCGGGUCGGAAAGCUGCUGUUAGAGGACUACAAGAUCCCACGCAAGUUUAUCCAGGGGCUUGAUAAAGUCCCCAAGCCCAGCAAGAAGAAAUGAGAGACAGCGCCCGUCUGAUUUGACCCACAGCAAUAAAGACAUGCACAAAGGACACGCUCUGCUGUAGUAAAUAAAAGUCCCGUUUUACUUUUGCAAA
Messenger RNA from Lepisosteus oculatus (spotted gar), 3078 nucleotides. RefSeq names its product eukaryotic translation initiation factor 2D (gene eif2d). Lineage: Eukaryota; Metazoa; Chordata; Actinopteri; Semionotiformes; Lepisosteidae. Gene Ontology annotation, molecular function: RNA binding; translation initiation factor activity. Gene Ontology annotation, biological process: formation of translation preinitiation complex; translational initiation. The record is from RefSeq and is a predicted model, not a curated record.